Molecule: messenger RNA, 1395 nt
Organism: Fonticula alba
Lineage: Eukaryota; Rotosphaerida; Fonticulaceae
Product: 50S ribosomal protein L2
Exons: 6
Coding region: 1-1251 (416 amino acids)
Biological process (GO): cytoplasmic translation
Cellular component (GO): ribosome; large ribosomal subunit
Molecular function (GO): RNA binding; transferase activity; structural constituent of ribosome
Source: RefSeq, a predicted model, not a curated record
AUGCCCCACUCGCGUGCGGCGCCCCGUCGGCGCGCCCCGGCCAGACGCCAGUCGACUGGCAUCACUCUGUGUCUGGCCCGGCGCUCGCUCGCCUCCUCCCUCCGUUCGUCGGCUGGUCUCGUUGGCCAGUCGGGCGCCGCUUUGUCGGCGGCUCCCUCGGUGGCCUCCUCUGCCGUGCUUGCUAGCCGCCCGGCCGCCACCGGCCUGCUUAGCCGCCUGACUGUGUCCAAUGCCGAGCCCUCCGGCCCGUUGGCCGAGGCCCGGCGCAUGUAUAGCACCUCGCACGGCCUCUCCGAGGCCGCCAUGCGCACCAUUGUCGACACCGGCUCCGCCAGCAAGGUGAACAUUGUUCCCCGUACUGCCGACCAUCAUAGCCGCAUCGUCAUCUACCAGGAGUCCAUGAAGAAGUUCAAGCCGGUCACCAACAGUAUUCGCUUCCGUCUGAUCAACUCGCGCGACCACCUCUAUCGCGGUCGUCCCUACAAGCGCCUGACCAUCGGUCUCCGCAAGAAGGGUGGCCGAAACAACACCGGCCGCAUCACUGUCCGCCACCACGGUGGUGGCCAUCGCCGCCUCUACCGCAUGGUGGACUUCCACCGGAACAACCCCAACCCCCAUGUUGUCCAGCGUCUGGAGUAUGACCCCAACCGUUCGGCCUGGAUUGCCCUCACCCGUGACGAGGUCACCGGCAAGUUCUCCUACAUCCUGGCCUAUCGCGAUUGCAACCCCGGCGACGUGGUGACCUCCGGCCCGGACGUCGACAUUCAGCCUGGCAACUGCCUGCCCCUCUCCUCGAUCCCGGUCGGCUCGCUUGUGCACAACAUCGAGAUGGUCCCCGGCUCCGGCGGCAAGAUCUCCCGCGCGGCGGGUGCCUACGCACAGCUCCUGCGCUCGGGUCCCACCGGGAUGGCCAUUCUGCGCCUGAUGUCCGGUGAGACUCGCCAGGUCAGCGUCAAGUGCAAGGCCACGCUCGGUGUGGUUUCGAACACCCUUCAUGGGCUGCGUGUCCAUGGCAAGGCCGGUGUCAGCCGCUGGCUCGGCAUCCGCCCCGCCGUCCGUGGUGAGGUCAUGAACCCGAUCGAUCACCCGCACGGUGGUAAGACCCGUGGUGGUCGCCCCUCGCAGACCCCCUGGGGCAAGCCCACCAAGGGCAAGCCCACUCGCCAGCUCCACAAGGCCAGCGACCGUGACAUCCUCGUGUCCCGCCGUCGUGCCCUCGGCAAGGUUGGCAAGAAGAGCGGGCGCUCUUGAGGCCGGGGCCUACGCGUGCGCGCCCCCGCGCGGGGACCCCGCUGUGCACCUGUGUCCCCUUUCGGUCGCGCAUGCCCCGACACACACACACACACACGCCCGCCCUCUGUCUCGGUCUCUUUUCUCUUUCUCUCUCUCUCUCUC